AUGUAUGCGACACCGCAGUAUCCACCGGGCUACACCCACUACGACUACUACCGAACCCCUCCAGUGUCGCCGUCGCCAAACCCUCAAUACUACUCCCCGCGAUACUCGACCCACAAUGCCUCCCCGUCCCCGCGAGCCUCUCCCUCCGUAAAGGGCCACAGCCGACGCGCGAGCCACCACGACCCUCCACAAUACACGGCCUAUGCCUCACCUCGUCCAUCUUACUAUGGUCGGUAUGCCUCGCCGCAACAUCAGGCAUACUACGCGUCGCACAAUACCACGUCGCGACGCGAAUCCGACUAUGCACGGCGCUACACCGGUACGGACGCAUAUCCAGACCGCGACGCCCGUACUUCACACUACGCCGGCCGGACGUAUGUUGUCUUUGACGACAGCGACGACUAUCCGUACGACCACAACAGCCGCACGCCACCUCCUCCCUACGAGGAAUAUUAUCACCAUUACCGCUAUGCGCAGCCCGCUGAUCAUUCUCAUCGCGAUCAGGUCCCCGUAUACACAGGUACAGAUAGUGUGCCCCAGCAGCCCCCGCGUGCUCGACGACACUCCAACAACACCACCACCCGUCCCACACAACCGCAGCCAAAGUCAAAGCACCCACCCAAGCCCUCGCACCCCGCUGCCACCGAAGAAGACGCCCGCCGCGCACAGAUACCUGCUGGCUACAACACCAAGAACUGGGACCCCGCCGAAGAGCCCAUCCUCCUUCUCGGCAGUGUCUUUGACGCCAACAGUCUCGGUCGGUGGAUUUACGACUGGACUGCCUUUGUCCACCCGCGCGCCUCCCCCCUUGCCGAGAUGGCCGGCGACCUGUGGAUCCUCCUCAUCAAGCUGGCCGGCAACGUCAAGCGCGCCGAGGAAGUCAGCCCGCUCGUCCGGUGCAAAGAGUCGCGCGAGAUUGUCGAGGACUUUCUCGAGUCCGGCGAGCGGCUGUGGACCCGGUUCGGCAAGCUGCUAAAGGUGUGCGAGGAGUACAUGUGGAAGCCUUCAAAAGACGGCAAGUCAGGGCGGGCGGAGAAGCCGGCCGUCAUGGGCCGCGACAGCGGUGUCGAGUUUGUCGACAGCAUGUUUGGCCGUGACCGCGAGCUGGAGCGCACGGAGAAGCUGAUGACGGCGAUGCGACUGUGGGACAUUCGCUUCGAGGCCAACUGCAAGGACAUCCUGAAGCACCCCGACCUUUGA
This is a messenger RNA of Pseudovirgaria hyperparasitica, 1200 nucleotides long. RefSeq lists its product as uncharacterized. Lineage: Eukaryota; Fungi; Ascomycota; Dothideomycetes; Acrospermales; Acrospermaceae. The record is from RefSeq and is a predicted model, not a curated record. Bases 1 to 1200 code for a protein of 399 amino acids. The transcript has 2 exons.